Molecule: messenger RNA, 3075 nt
Organism: Pecten maximus
Lineage: Eukaryota; Metazoa; Mollusca; Bivalvia; Pectinida; Pectinidae
Product: beta,beta-carotene 15,15'-dioxygenase-like
Exons: 2
Coding region: 173-1798 (541 amino acids)
Biological process (GO): retinal metabolic process; carotene catabolic process
Molecular function (GO): beta-carotene 15,15'-dioxygenase activity; carotenoid dioxygenase activity
Source: RefSeq, a predicted model, not a curated record
ACUGAUAUCUCUGACCUUAUGCAACCCAGACGAGUUAUAUAAAGCACCGCUCCCUCGGUUUUGUAAAUAAAACAAGCCGAGUCUGUGUUGGACAUGUAACGUGUCGACAACAUCCGCCAACGAACCGCUUUGUGUGUACACACGUAAACUUUCAAAAGACAUCGUGUUGAAAAUGGCUUUUAAACUUUUCUUAAAUUUUGCUAUAUUUGUUCCGAUUUUAACGACAAUUUCAACUACGGAUGUGGAUACUGGAUUCGACGUUUUCUUCAAAACAAAUCUAGAUGAGAUGGAAAAUGUACCGAUAUAUUUUGACAACCCGAUUCCUGCUUGGCUCAAAGGAACACUGAUAAGAAAUGGUCUCGGCAGGUUUGAAGUCGGGCGCCGAAAUUUCACACAUUCAUUCGACGCUUUUGGGAAACUCAGUAGCUGGAUAUUCCCAGGAAAUGGUUCAUCCUUUUUUACCACAAAGUUCAUCCAAUCCGACUUCUACAAGGAAUCCGUGGAGAAAAAUGACAUUGCAAGUUACCUCAUGUUUGAGAGUGUAGUUCCGAAAUUUAAUGAGUUUCAGAAGCUUGAGGCUUUGGCGAGGGGAAUAGACAAUAUGAACGUAAAUGUUUACAAAUUCACAGACCAGAGCCAUGGUAACAGAAGCCAAUAUGUCGUUCUAAAUGACUUUUGGAAAAUCUACCAAAUCGAACCUUCUUCCCUUACUACGUUAAACUCCGUAACCGCUGCUGUUCCGAGUGGUAAACAUUCGGGAGGUUUGGCGUUUUUGAGUUUCUUGUCGUCUGCUCACCCACUUCCGGAAAGUGGAACGUUAAACCAUUUUACUUUUCUCUCUAGCGUGAGUAUAAUUCCCGGAAUUAAAAGUAAGAUGAGUCUUGUACGGAUAAAAUCUACAACUGAGCGGGAGGUCGUAGCUGAAUGGAACGUUGACAGGGUACCAUACAUGCACUCAUUUUCGGUGACGACAAAUUACGUUAUCAUCUUUGCAGCUCCUUUUUAUAUCAACGUCGGAAAGAUCUUGCGCACUGCCGAACCGUUCGAAAGUCUCGAUUGGUUCAAGAAUGAGGACACUGAGAUUUAUGUCAUACAUAUAAAAACUGGCCACAUACAAAAAAUGGCCAUUCCAAAUGUAUUUACGAUGCACCACAUCAACGCCUUUGAAAGAGACUCGAAAAUUGUCGUGGAUAUAUCUGCUUAUCCGAGCCCUGCGUUUGUAAAAAAUCUCGAAGUUGCCAUUUUACGUGAUUUUGAUAGGAGGAAUAAUUUCGACGCUCACGCUAUGGUAAAACGUUACGUCAUUGAUCUAGUAAAUAACCACGCUACCCUCGUAACAUUCGAAACAAAUGAAUCAAAUGGCAUUUCGUGUGCGGACAAGCUGGAUUUGCCGACUAUCAACGAGGAAUACCGUUACAAAGACUACUGUUUUGUGUAUGGCGUUGUAUUGAAGUGGGACAACGUCCGUCUUAGCCGAAUAGCUAUUGUUAAGAAAGACUUGUGUGGAAAAAAUAGAGACGGCAUGUGGUUCGUGCCUAAUCACUACCCGGUGGAGUCUUGGUUUGUACCUUCACCAUCACACCUAUCGAAGGGUGAAGAUGAUGGAUAUCUCUUAGUUCCGGUUUUGGAUGGCGUAAAGAAAACAUCAUAUCUCGCGUUCAUCGACGCGAGGACGAUGAAAACAACUCAUCGCGCUUAUCUUCCCACGCCUGUUCCGUUUGGUUUGCACGGACGAUUUUUCCCGGAACUAGAUGAUGUUCCCAAUGAAAUACAGUUUAACGGGCCCGCAAAAACGUAAUCUUAAAUAUAGCGUAUUUAACAAGACAUGAUAUCAACAAUUUCGGUUCCGGUUAUGACGUAGAUCUUCGCUCACGAUGUACGUUUUACUACAUCUUACUGUAAAAGUACAUAUUUUAGCGGUGGUCUUAUUUUAGCGUUCUUCGCAUUGACAUCCUUCAGCUAAAUUAUGUUUGCGUUAAUAGCAGUUUCUGUUUAAUUUAUUCCGCGAAAAGAAAUGUGGAUUCGUAAACCAUAAUUUGAGGAAAGCUAUCCAAGCGCAGCCGUGCUAAUUAGGACGAUCAGCGUAUAGUAAGGAUAUACAGGUAUGAUUUCCCAUGUAGUGAUACCUAUUCCGUUGCAAAAAACAAGUUCCAGAAAUUCAUUCUGCAUGCGAAUUGGUCGUAAUUUAUAAAACGUUAAAUCUGUCCAGAUCUAUGACGUCUAAGAGACGAUGGUAGGGGUGUUAUAUCUGAGAAUUACACCAUGUAUAUUUCUUCUUGUUUCAACGUUUGUCAUUUCGAGAAAAAAUGUUUAUUAAGUGUUUACAUAUCCUGCCCAUUGCAAUUUUUCAUGCCCGUAGCGAUAUUUCUCAUGUUUACCUUUAAAAAAUUACAUGCUUAUUUAUGUUCUUUUAGAGAGAUAGCUGUUUACAUGCUAAUCUGAACGGUUCCAGAUAAUGCUUAUGUUAAUAUAUAGAAAAUCCUCAGGUUAACCUUGUUUAUAUAGAUAAUAUCAAUGUCCACAUGUAUGAUUCAUAAUUUAUAGAUAACUCACGAUUUGCCGGGUGUAGGAAAUAUAUAUCAACAAAUAAAGUAAUCGACGACAAUUACAAUUUUCUAGUUAAGGAAAGAGAUAGGUUAAUCUUGAUACAGCUAAAUGUAGCCUUAAAAGGAUUUGAUGUAAAUCACAAAGAGCUGUGAAACUGUCUGUGUUGUAUAAAAAUGAUCUUUUCCAAAAACGUAUUCUACUGUAGCAUUUUUACCCUAUUCAUAUCAAAACUAUAAACAAAAAAAAGUUUUGCAUUUUCCAUUUUAUGUCUUUUUAGAGUGUUGUUGGGCCCUAAAUCACUCCAGCUAUCAAAAGACCGUAAAACGAUACAAAGUGAAUAAAAUUUCUAUACAGUAUCUUUGAUAUAUAAAUAUUUUUAAACUUUCAAAACUCAUUUAUUGUUUCCAAAUUUAGUCAAACCGAUGGCAUUCGUCUAGUGCAAACUUUCCUUAAAUGAAGCCAAAAUCCAUUUAAAUAAUCACCAAUCUCAAUAUGGCAAAACAAUUGCCCGUGUGUCUUUAAAAAAAA